UUGUCCGUUUGGCUCUCGUUUGUCCGUUUGGCUCUCGUUUGUCCGUUUGGCUCUCGUUUGUCCGUUUGGCUCUCGUUUGUCCGUUUGCUGAGGACUCGGUUCGGGGCUGUUUUUUCACUUUUGGAACUUUAUGAGUUUGAGAUGAUGACAUUCUGAAGUCCAGCGUCUCACAAAAGGAGUUUCAUCAUAUUUAACUUUAUACACAACAUGAAAAACCAGGAGGAAGUCACCACUUUUCUGCUCAUUUUGAUUAUUUUUGUGGUUGAGGUGACCUCAGGCCUCACCUGUCAUCCAUCUGAGUACCCGAUCGGAGUGGAGUGUUGUCCCAUGUGUCCAGUGGGCACUCGAGUGAAUAAACACUGCACAGAGUUCCGCAGCACAUCGUGUCUCCCAUGUGACGGUGGGACGUACAUGAACAAGCCCACAGGGAGGACAGAGUGUCUGCGCUGUAGGAUGUGCGCUGCAGGUUCUGGUCUGAGAGUGAAGGUUUCGUGUACCUCCACUUCUAACACCCUGUGUGAACCUGAGGACAGGUUCUUCUGUGUGGAACCGUCAGACGAGGGAAACUGUGAAGCGUCUCAGAAACACUCGCUCUGUUCACCUGGAGAAUUUAUCCAACAACCAGGGAGUUCUUCUACAGACACAGUUUGUUCUCCGUGUCCUCCAGACUCCUUCUCUAAUGGGACUCUGUCAGUCUGUCGGCCGCACACACGGUGUGAAGAGAAGAACCAAGUCACAGUGAAAGAAGGAACCUCACAGUCGGACGCUGAAUGUGGAGAAAAAGACUCAACUGUAGCCGUUGGGGUUGGUGUUGGUGUUGGUGUCGUAUGGCUUGUGUCAUUAGUUUCAGUUGGACUGAUUUAUAUCAUCAAGAAACAAGUGUUUGCAAUGAAAAAGCCUAAUACAUCACCAGCACCAAGAGAAGAAAUGACCCGUCUACAGGAGCAAAACAGAGAAAACACAAAGACCACAUCACACAUUUAACAUCUACAGUGCGUCAGACCAACAUUAUGUGAUUACUGAUGAAGGAAAAACUCUUUAUGCAAAUGAGAUCCAAUCAUCUACUGGGAAAUGAUCAGAUCUUCAUCUUUAUUUUAACACAAUCUGACCACAAAGAGACGACUUCACUGGAUCUACAACAGGUUAAACAAGUUAAACAAGUGAAACAAGUGAAACAAAUCUCUUUUGAAAUCAAACUCCUGAACAGGACCAUGAACUCUGAUCACAGAAACUCACCACGUUUCAUUUUUAUCUGUAUUUUUUUGUAUUUUUUUUUUUUUUUGAGUUUUCAGAUGAUUUUAUAAGCAGAAAAAGAAAUCUGUUUGUAAAUCUGUUUUUAAUAAUCACAAAAUCUAAAAAAAAACAAAACAUAAAGACCAGAGUCCGACCGAUACGGAUUUUGCUGUGGCCGAUAUGAAACCGAUAAAAUGGAAGUUGUAGCUGUCGAUAUAAUCACCGAUAUAUUUAGUGAUGUAAAAAUUCACUGUAAAUCUUGAAUUGUUUAAAAAACUUGGGUUUGGCUCUAGUGGAUUUUAAAUUGGGUUUAUUUAGGAAACAUUUAUUGUUCUUCUGACUUUUUGUGUCACAUUUACAGUCGGUCGGACUAAUGACAUUUUUACAUCGUCACAUUCUAAACACGAGUGAUGAUGGGGAUUCCAGUUCUUUUUGGAGAACCGGCUCUUUUGGCUCGGUUCACUAAAAGCAGACGGCUCUUUCGGCUCCCAAGAGGCUCUUCAGAUUGUUUUGUUACAAGCAGGACUAAACCAGAACUGAACCAGGACUAAACCAUGUGUAAAACAGGACUGUGAUGGAGUCAGUCAGUCUAUGAUUUUAGGUGGUGUUUUCCCUCUACACGUAACCGCGGUCUGCAGUGACGUGCCCGCGCACACACACACACACACACACACACACACACACACACACACACUGAUUCAUCCCGCACACACCAGUUCACUCCCCGUUUCCCGCUGUUUCAUUCAUCUGCGCCGUAUUCACUAUUAUCACCUUUUCCCCUCUUUCCUCCGUUACUAAUUCUCCAAGGCUGCACACUUGAGCUCGUUACAGUAGUUUGUUUCAUACUUGUCUCUUACCUGUGCGAUGACGUCAUCUCUCUCUCCUCUGACGCGGCGCCUCUGCCAAACUGAGCCUUUAUUUCCUGUUGGUUGAAAUAGUCGCUGUUCGGGCCGUGGUGCUGAUCACGUGACGCGUGUUAUGUAAUAUGAUUUUCCUCACGUUUUUCACCUAUUAUUUUUGACAUUUAAUGUACUUUAUGACUGUGUGCUCAAUGUAGCAUAGACAAGGAGGUUUAUGGUUAAAUUGUUUGUCUUUAUAAUGAUUUAGAUGUGUUGCUCAGUGGGAGGAGUCAGGUGGUUUAAAGGGGAGCUG
Molecule: messenger RNA, 2385 nt
Organism: Boleophthalmus pectinirostris (great blue-spotted mudskipper)
Lineage: Eukaryota; Metazoa; Chordata; Actinopteri; Gobiiformes; Gobiidae
Product: tumor necrosis factor receptor superfamily member 14-like
Exons: 7
Coding region: 208-984 (258 amino acids)
Biological process (GO): positive regulation of peptidyl-tyrosine phosphorylation; apoptotic process; positive regulation of cytokine production involved in immune response
Cellular component (GO): external side of plasma membrane; membrane
Molecular function (GO): transmembrane signaling receptor activity; protein binding
Source: RefSeq, a predicted model, not a curated record